AUGUCGUACAGUGAUCUAAAAGACAAGACAUUCCUGAUCACGGGCGCCGCGUCAGGCAUGGGCCGCAAGACGGCCAACCUACUCGCGAAACAAGGCGCGAACCUGGCGCUGCUAGACCUGCGCAAACCCGACGACACGCUGGCCGAAGUCGAGGCGCUGGGCGUCCGCGGACUCGCCCUGUCGGUCGACGUGCGGGACGCCGCGGGGGUGGAGAGCGCCAUCACCACGGCGCGAGAGCACUUCGGGGCCCUGCACGGGGCGGCCAACAUGGCCGGGAUCGUGGGGAACCAGGGCAUCAAGGGCAAGGGGCACGCGUUGGACGUCGUGCCCGACGAGGACUGGGACACCCUCAUGGGCGUGAAUCUCAACGGGGUCAAAAACUGUCUGCGGGUCGAGCUCAAGGUCCUCGAGGACGGGAGCUCCAUCGUCAACGCCGGCAGCAUCGCGGGUCAGCAGGCCUGGCCGUUCCUGGGGCCGUACUGCGUCAGCAAGGCCGGCGUGCUCAGCUUGAGCAGGAUCGCCGCGCAGGAAGCUGGGUCUCGAGGUAUUCGGGUCAAUGCGGUCGCGCCGGGCAUGAUCCGAACGCCUUUGACGCAGGCGAUAGGUACCGACCAGGAACUCUACGAUGCCAUGGGCGUGAGGACGGCGUUGAAGCGGAUCGGCGAGCCAGACGAAGUCGCCAGGUUGAUUGUCUUCCUCCUGAGUCAGGAAGCCAGCUAUAUAACAGGCACGGUCAUCAAUGUUGACGGUGGAUAUUCGUGA
This is a messenger RNA of Fonsecaea nubica, 762 nucleotides long. RefSeq lists its product as hypothetical. The coding region runs from base 1 to 762 and encodes 253 amino acids. The record is from RefSeq and is a predicted model, not a curated record. Gene Ontology annotation, molecular function: oxidoreductase activity, acting on the CH-OH group of donors, NAD or NADP as acceptor. The transcript has 3 exons. NCBI's taxonomy places the organism in Eukaryota, Fungi, Ascomycota, Eurotiomycetes, Chaetothyriales, Herpotrichiellaceae.